UGUGACUGUGUCCACAAAGGGAGGACUUUUACUCCGGAAACCCAGUCAUUCCUCAAAAGGGAAAUAAUACUUAUUCCAAUUAUGAAAGUCUUUACUUGACCUCUACUUGGGUCCUUUUUGACUCACUGUAUUUUUAUUAAAGGGUGCCAUGUCAAAGGACACGUUUCCGUUCACCUCUACCUCACUGCGCUCCAUGAGACUGGAGCAGCAGUUUCAAGAGUGGGAGGAUGCACGGCGGGCUUUGGCUCAGAGGCGAGCCUUGACCAGGGCCCCGUUGCCGCGGGCGCCCAGGCUCCCCCACAGGGAGCAGCGGAUCCAGACAGUUCGGGCCCCUCCGCCCCAGGUCCACUGCAGAGACACGGCCAUCCACAACACCUUCAUGUGUGGCGACAUGAAAGGAGUGUACGCUGUACUCAAGGACCCGGCAAUGGUCAACGCCCUGAUGGAGACGGUGCACGAGGAGAUGGUGUGGGCUCCGGAGAUGGGCAUGUGGACGCUGAGCUCCAAGGUGAAGCAGAGCUCAGCCCUACGCCUGGCUGCCAGCAGAGGACACACGGCCUGCGUGGAGGAGCUGCUGUUCCGCGACGCUGAGGUCGACGCCGACCCUGGAGGUCACACCGCCCUCCAUGACGCCUGCAUGGGCUGCCACUCUGUUUGUGUCCAGCUGCUGCUCUCCCACGGAGCAGAUCCAGAGCUGUUGGCAGCAGAUGGCAGCGCUCCACUUCACCUCUGCACCUCUGCCCAGUCAUUCCACUGUGCCGAGCUGCUUGUAGAAGCAGGUGCAGAUGUCAACGUGAGGACCAGGGAGUCGAGGCUCACGCCUCUGCACGUGGCGGCUCGGCUCGGCCUGGAGGAGCAUGUGGAACUCCUCCUCGGCCACGGAGCAGAUGUUUUAGCUACGAACCGAGAAGGGGAGACCCCUCUCAACGCGGCGUGCUCCGCGGCAGAGCGGCCGUCAGAGGCCGGCCGGUACCUCCGGGUGAUCCAGAAGCUGCUGGACGCAGGAGCCAACCCCCGAACUGCGGGCAGAAAACAGCACACGCCUCUGCACAACGCCUGCGGAAACUGCUGCCACAGGAUUGUAGACGUCCUCCUGCAGCGUGGAGCCCACGCUGACGUGGUCAACUGUGCAGGAUACACACCCAUGGACUGCUUGUUGCAGGUGGUGGAGGACUAUCCGAACCAGCAACCCGAGCUGAUAGCCCGGUCUCUUCUGAACCACGGAGCUAAACCUGUUGCCACAAAGAUGCUGAAGCAGUGCUUCCCCUCUCCCGCCACUCUGGAGGUGAUGUUGAACUCGUACACAUCCAUCCCUCCCAGUGAGUGGAUGGAGUCCGUGUCUGCAGAGAUGUAUGAGGAACAUGGCUCUUUCCUCCAGUUGGUGCGUGAGCUGAGCGGCCAGCCUCGCUCUCUGCAGCACCUCUGUCGAUGUGCUUUACGUCGGCAUUUAGGAGCCCGAUGUCUAUCAGCGGUCGGUAAACUGGACCUCCCCGGCUCAGUGAGGGAUUACCUGCUGCUGAGUUACGAUGGGACCCUGCACUGAAUUUGUGUCAACAUCGCAGCACCUCCUUGGAGAUACAGGAUCUAAAAUCAGUUGAAUUAUUCUGCAGUUACACUAUCGAACAGUUUUAUCACUAAUUUCAGAAACAAUAUUCCUCCAUUUAUCUGUUACUGUUUUAAUGUUUUAUUAAACAUAAAAAACACCUGACUUAAGCAUAUCUAUUAAAUGUUACACAUCUAUUCUCAAAAGUAUCAUGAUAUGUGGAACAUAGGUUGCAAUCUUCUGCUCCAAAAUUAUCUUGUUUAACUUUUAUUUCCAUCCUUACUAAUCCCACCCUAGCUAAAGAAAAACGUCCCCAGAUCAUGAGCUUUAUCCUCUCAUGAAUCUUUGCUGUUGAAACAAUAUUAUCUCGAAGAUACAGUAUAUGGAUCCUUGUCAUGGUCUGGUUCUCAUUGUGACUGACACCAUCAGCUGCGAAGCCUUUCAGAACGGUGUGGUGUUUCUUAAUCAAGUCCAAAUUAUUCUGCAAAGCACAGAUGGAUUCUUGUCAGGUGUUUGAAGCAUCACAGGCACCACUAACCGAUCGCUUUGAUUCAUUAUGUAUAUACAUGUAUACAUAAUAAUUGAGGACAGAGCGCUGAACUGCUGCCAGCCGCGGCUCCACCCUCCUAAACUCACUGCCUAAAGACCUAGGAGACCAAGCACAAGAUCCAUCUCUUUAGAAUUGCUUUUAAUUGUUACUUAUGCUUGACUCAAAUAUUCUAUUUUAUUUCUAUUACUAUUUAUACUUGCUGUAGUGCGUUUCAACCUUUUUUUUUCAGGCAAUACUUUUUAGAAUGAAAAGAGAAACAAGAAACAAAACACCUCCCAAAAUAUGCCUGUUUUUUUCACCAGCACGUCUUUAAUGCAUCCCAGCUGCCUUAAAAUAAGAAAGAAUCCCAUGGACAUAGAUGUGUAAUCACUACAGCACAAGUUCUCAACAAUGGCAAAUAAUUUGUAGUAACUCAAUAAAAUGUUGUUUUUUUUGCGUGUGAAAUGGGGUAAUUUCUCUCAGCACACUAGUGUACUGCUGCAUAUUGGUUGACAAUUAUUGUUUCUUAACAUCUUUAUGGCCCAUGGGCAGAUGGAUGUAAUUUGUUUUUUUAAACUUGAAGGCGGUGAAGUGUAAACCUGCAUAUUCCUAUUCAAGGUUGAUGGGAUCUGUUUCCGUGCUUAAAAGGCAGUAAUACAUCCAGGACAUCAGUUUAUCAUGGAGCCUCUUCUAUACAAACAAGCUCAAGCUCAAGUUCUGGUGCCAGUUUUUAUCUGUCCAAUACAAAUUCUGGGUUUCGGGUUAGGGCUGAAACUCAACACCUUUCCGAUUGUCUUUUUUUUUCUUUUCUUUGAGAGCAAAUAAAAUUUUUUUUUUAACAUCGGAUUAAGAAUAUGAAUGCAUGAGCAAACAAACAGUUCAGAGUUGUAUUUCCAAGGUGGGAACCUGUAGCGUGGCUCCAGAUGUUCAAGUCAAGUCAGUAAACAUUUUCAGUGACAGAGCUGGUCAUCCAGGACAAUGGAUUCUUCAGUUCUGUCAAUAAUUGUUGUGGUGUCCUUACAAACACCAGGAAACUGGACCAUAUUACACCGGUCAUGAAAUCACUGCACUGGCUUCCAGUGAGUAAAAAGAUAGAGUUUAAAAUCUUUAAAACUGCUGGUCUACAAAGCACUGAAUGGUCUUGGACCAAAAUACAUGCUUGAUCUGUUAGUUCCUAUGAAGCUCCCAGACCCCUGAGGUUCAUCUGGAUCUGGUUUGUUGUGGUUCCCAAGAACCAGAACCAAGCAAGGUGAGGCAGCGUUCAGUUAUUCUGCUCCUCACCG
Cololabis saira (Pacific saury) is the source of this 3355-nucleotide messenger RNA. RefSeq names its product ankyrin repeat and SOCS box containing 16 (gene asb16). Gene Ontology annotation, molecular function: protein binding. The coding region runs from base 149 to 1543 and encodes 464 amino acids. Lineage: Eukaryota; Metazoa; Chordata; Actinopteri; Beloniformes; Belonidae. The record is from RefSeq and is a predicted model, not a curated record. The transcript has 7 exons. Gene Ontology annotation, biological process: intracellular signal transduction.